Molecule: messenger RNA, 1547 nt
Organism: Kickxella alabastrina
Lineage: Eukaryota; Fungi; Kickxellomycota; Kickxellomycetes; Kickxellales; Kickxellaceae
Product: glycosyl hydrolase family 61-domain-containing protein
Exons: 1
Coding region: 339-1376 (345 amino acids)
Source: RefSeq, a predicted model, not a curated record
GAUAUUUGGCUUCAAUGUGUAUUUCAAAUUGGAUAUAUAAGCUGGUCGUCUGGCAUGCAAAAAUAAUUUAUAAGAUUCGUUGUAGAUCUCUUCCAUCCUCAGUUUCCUCAAGCCCUUUCUUCCUCUUUUCACCUUACGCUUGCCUACUCCCUCAGCCGCAAACCUUGUACUAAAUAAGCUAGUCUUUUUAGUACCCUUCGUUCAAUUUAGUCACACUCUACUGGCACUAUCCCCCCGCUUCCUUGUUGCUAUUGAAUUUUUUUAUAUACUUUUUUAAUUGGCCGGUCCUUUUAAAUAUUCACAUUUAAAAAACUCAAUUUUCCGUUUCCAACAUUGCAAUGAAGACGACCUUUACUUUCUCCUCCGCCCUUGCUCUUUUUGCCGGCCUGGCCUCAGUAGCCAACGCGCACACGUACCUUAGCAAGCUCAACAUUGCUGGUACACAAUACGACGAGGGUGUUUGCAUUCGCCCCUACCCGUCCAACCGCAACUUCCCAGUCAAGGAUCCCUCAUCCUCCGACAUGACCUGCGGUGUCGGCGGUCUUUCAAGCACAGCUGCUAAAACCUGCCCUGUCGCUGCCGGCUCCAAGAUCACCGUUGAGUGGCACCAUGACAACGCAUCUGACUCUGAUGAUGUUAUUGAUAUUACCCACCUGGGCCCCUGCCUCGUGUACAUGGCACCCCUGUCGAGCAACGGCAAGGGCGACGUGUGGUUCAAGGUUUUCGAGGAUGGCUAUGAUGCCUCUAGCAAUCAGUGGUGCGUCAACAAAAUCCGCGCCAACCACGGCAAACUCGACAUUACUAUCCCGUCAGACAUCAAGGCCGGCGACUACCUCUUGCGCACUGAAGUCAUUGCUCUGCACGAGUCCGACACUGACUAUGCAAGCAACUCUGCACGUGGAACUCAGUACUACCCCAACUGCGCCCAGGUUUCGGUCACAGGUUCUGGAGCUGCUGUUCCCGUGGGUCAUGCUAUUCCGGGCAUUUACAAGACCAACAGUCCUGGCAUUAUUUUUGACCUGUACAGCUCCUACAAUAGCUACCCGAUUCCUGGCCCCGCUGUCUAUGUUGCUGGCUCUGCUGCCCCUGCUCCUGUUGUCAGCUCUUCAUCUGCAACCGAGUACACGACCACAACCGCUGCUGCUGCCACCACUACCGCUGCUACAACCACGUCUAGCUCAAUUGAGAGCUACUCUGCUGCCACCUCUACUACUGUGACCAGUGCUGUCCAGAGCUAUGCCACAACCUCUACCACUGAGUCUAGCUCUGUUGAAAUAUACCCAACCACCACUACUCAGACACCCGCUGCUUCCAUCUCGAGCGCACCUGGCUCGCACCACUCAACGGUCACCGUCUAUGUUAACAAGUGCCACUAAUUUUACAGCAGCAAAAUAAAAAUUGGUUUUAUAAAUUGAUACGUUUACUUAUAGUUUCCUUUUACCCUUGGAAUAAAUGCAAUCAAUUACUUUCAUUUCAGCAGGCCCUAAAAGUUUCCAACCCCUACUAGAUUUAUUUUCUCUUAAAUAAAACCAAUUCUUUGUUUUCCA